UUUUUUUUAUUGCAGUUCUUAAUAGAGUUAAUAAUAGACUUUUAGGAGAGUUUAUCAUUUUUUUAUAAAUUAUAUAAUUAAUGAAAUUUUGAAUCGAACAAUAUCGUUUCUUCACAUUGUGAGCGACGAACACAAUCGAUUCCGGCACAUUCGGUACUGUUCUACCACGACGGUUUACGAUCGCAGUGCGAAACUACCCGGGUCGCUAGUAUUCGCCGCGAUGUGAAUGAGUGCGGGCGUGCCUUUAGGCUAGGUUAAGUUUUAGUUCGAUUAUAUUAAUUUAAUAGUAUUUUCUAAGUAAACAUAUAAACAUGAAUACGCGUGGUAGACACCUAGUUAAUUUGGUAAAGGGAACCGAGCAACAGCAGCAAUUUGAAUCAUUAAAUGUAACAAAUGACAAGCGCCCCGAAUCUCCGGUACCUUAUGAAGAGUACACCGAAGAAGAAAGUAGAGUUUUAAAUAAUAUUUAUGACGACAUAUUUCCCAAUUCACCUCCAAGGCAUGGUGAGAUUAGUUAUAGUCUAGACGAGAAGUCGUGCGAAAUAUUUCCUAUAUCAUCUCCAAGGCUUGGUGAGAUUACUUUUAGUAUUGACGAGAAGUCCUGCAAUGUUCUGACCGACUGUGUAAUUCAGGUUACACCUAUACCAUUAGCCUCCUCUGAAGAAACCUUGAAUCUCGUAACUAAACCAGAUGACAUGUUAAAUACCAACCAAAAACAUACACCAAUGCCGUCACCUUCUUCAGGACAAGACUUCAGCUGCGAAUCACCAUACCAUGCCCUAAACAAUGAAAUACAAAACAUAGACGAGGUCCUAACAACUCCGCAAACAGCUAAUGACUCUUUAAAUAUUCCAAGUAUUAGUUCCUUGAUUUCAGCAUCUGACAUUGAGAAUCCUGAUACUCCUAGUUCAUCCAUUAUGCGCAAACGAAACAAAAGCUGCAAAACUGAUCCUGGUCGUAAACGAAAACGACACGUAAAUGAUUGGAUUGAUGUUCGUAGGAAGUUGUUAACAAAUACCGGGAAACAGUACGUUUCAAAAAGGGGAAAGGUCAUUCCAUCAAAAUCUAUAAAACCUCCGUGUGCUCCAACCUGCAAACUAAAAUGUUCAAGUCAUUUUACAGACGAUACACGAAAGCUAAUAUUUGAUGAGUUUUGGGCAAUGGCAGAUCAUGCUAGGCAAUGGGAAUUUAUAAACAAAUUUACUAAAAGGAUUGAUAAAAAUAGAAUGACCACGGAAGGUCCAUCAAGAAGAAAAUACACUACAAAGUAUUACUUACCUUUAGCAACAAAUGAUUUAAUCUAUGAGGCUAAACAGGUAUGUUUAAAAAUGUUUUCUGGAACUCUUUCCAUUACUGAUCAAACAAUACGAACAGCACACAGUAAAUUAGAUACCUGCGGUGUUACUUCCAGUGACAAUAGAGGCAAACACUUAAACCAUCCGAGAAAAGUAAACGAAGAAAUGAUACGUAGUGUUGUUGAUCACGUGAAAUCAUUUCAACCCGUGGAAUCGCAUUAUACAAGAAAAAAUACUAGUAAAUUGUACUUAGACAAUUCACUCAGUUUCCACAAAAUGUUUGAAUUCUACAAAGAAUGGUCAGAACUCCACAAAUAUAGUAAUACUGCUGAAACUGAAAGACAAUAUAGAGAAAUAGUUAACGAACAUAUGAACAUUGCAUUCUUCAUCCCAAAAAAAGAUUUAUGUGACAAGUGUCAUUCAUUUUCUAAUAUUGAAAACCCCAAUGAAGAACAGGUAUUGGCUCAUAACAAUCAUAUUGCAAGCAAAGAAACAGCAAGAAAAUUUAAAGCUAAAGAUAAAGAAGAGGCUAUAGUAAGCGAAUCAAAAAUUGUGUGUGCUACAUACGAUUUUCAAAAAUUACUUAACUGCCCUGCUGGCGAUGUAUCUCUAUUUUAUUACAAACGAAAGUUAUCAUUGAUGCAUUUCACAGUUUUUGACACUGGCGUUAAAGAAGCUUCUUGCUAUUUGUGGCCUCAAAAUGUAGGUAAACGAGGAGCAAACAAAGUUGGCAGCUGUUUGUUGGACUUCAUAGAGAAAAAAGUAGCUAAUGGUGCAGAAGACGUAAGGUUCUGGUCCGAUAAUUGUACAGGACAAAACAGAAAUAGAGUAGUGUAUAGUCUUUACAUGUACGCUAGUCACAAGUACAAUAUUAAUAUAACCCAUAGAUUUCUAGAGUCUGGUCAUACCCAGCAAGAAGCAGAUAGCGUCCAUGCUCUUAUUGAACGAUCUGCGAAGGGUAAAAUAAUUUAUACACCCGAUCAGUGGUACGCUUUAGUUAGAUGGGCAAAAAUUAAUGAUAAACCAUAUCAAGUCAUAGAGGUGUCCCAAGAUAUGUUGUAUAAUUUAAAAGAGCUUUUGCAAAAUAGAAAUUUUAAGAAAAACACUUUGAAUCAAGAAGUUAAGUGGAACAACAUUAAAGAAAUCUGCAUAGAGAAAACGGAACCAAAUAUAAUUUUGUAUAAAUAUGAUUUGAAAUCUGAUUAUAUUAAGUUGAAUACUUUAGUGCAGACUCGUCGCAACAAGAAAAUCAUUGUUGCAACUAAUAAUGAUGCGUUAAAACCACUGUAUUCAGGUAGUUUACCUAUUCCUGAAGCCAAAUACAAUGAUUUAAUUUAUCUAUGCGAAGCAGGACAUAUUCCUAAGCAAUAUCAUUCAUUUUUCAAAAAUCUUAAGAGGACCCAAAUUGAAAACUUUGAUUUAGGGAGCGAUGAGGAUGAGACAAUUCAUUAAAAAUGAACAAAAUACUUGUUAUAAUAAUUUCUAUUGAAAAAAUAUUUUUUAUUUUAUUUUGGCAGAAGUAGGUUUUGAUUGAUAUAUCCAAAGAAGUUAAUUUUCAUUUUUUUAUUUAGUUGUUCUAGCCAAGUUAGAACUUAUUUACUUUGUUAUGAACAAAUUAAGGGUAUUUUGUUUGUUUGUGUAAAGACUGAAGUAGUCGUGUUAUCUUAUUUUUUUUAAAUAUGUUACCUUCAUUUAGGACUACUUAACCUGUUACACAAGUUAAUAGACUUUCUAUUAGAUAAGUAUAACUCUUGCAAGAUCUCAUAAGUUAAUUGUUUUAUUAAAAUUAUAAGUAUUAAAAGCGUUUAAUACCUACAACAUGUUUUAUUUCAGUUCCACUUAUUUUUUAGAAAUCGGUCAAUGAAAUAAUAAUUGUACAAUAAGUACUUACACAUUGGAUAUAAACCGAAUCGAUUGCUUUUGCUAACAAAUCCUCAAAGUAUAAUAUCGGAAUUGGCAGAUUCGACAAUGAAAAUUCAUUUUAUAUCAUUGAAUACUAUUGAAUCUGCCACUUUCGACAAAAUUCUGUUUAGUAUUGACGACGUAAAACAUCGAAUAUGAAAAUUUUCAGAAAAUAUAGAAAAUAAUUUAAUCGUGAUCACUUAAUAGUAAAAUGUACAAAAUUAACUAUCAAAUGAAAUAAUAGUUUCCAUGGUAAUUUUAAAAUUCAAUGCUUUACACCAAAAUAUAACUUUGAACUGCUCUACUGUAAAGUAUGCAUUUUUCAAUUUCGAUAGUGUUCGUAGUGGUAGU
This is a messenger RNA of Plodia interpunctella (Indianmeal moth), 3548 nucleotides long. RefSeq lists its product as uncharacterized. Lineage: Eukaryota; Metazoa; Arthropoda; Insecta; Lepidoptera; Pyralidae. The coding region runs from base 312 to 2747 and encodes 811 amino acids. The record is from RefSeq and is a predicted model, not a curated record. The transcript is spliced from 2 exons.